AUGGCUAUGGCAAUGCAAAAGAGAGCUAACGUGCGAUUGCCACCUGAAGUAAAUCGCAUAUUAUACGUUAGAAACCUUCCAUAUAAAAUUACUGGAGAAGAAAUGUAUGAUAUUUUUGGUAAAUAUGGAGCUAUACGACAAAUACGAGUAGGUAACACUCCGGAUACAAGGGGAACUGCUUUUGUCGUUUAUGAAGAUAUAUUUGAUGCUAAAAAUGCUUGUGAUCAUCUUUCAGGAUUUAAUGUUUGUAAUAGAUAUUUAGUAGUAUUAUAUUAUCAGGCUAACAAAGCAUUCAAGAGAUUAGAUGUUGAUAAGAAAAAAGAAGAAUUAGAAAAAGUUAAAACAAAAUAUAAUAUAUCUAGUGAAGAUUUAAAAAAAUAA
This is a messenger RNA of Pediculus humanus corporis (human body louse), 381 nucleotides long. RefSeq lists its product as uncharacterized. The record is from RefSeq and is a predicted model, not a curated record. The coding region runs from base 1 to 381 and encodes 126 amino acids. Gene Ontology annotation, molecular function: mRNA binding. Gene Ontology annotation, cellular component: nucleus; ribonucleoprotein complex; cytoplasm. NCBI's taxonomy places the organism in Eukaryota, Metazoa, Arthropoda, Insecta, Psocodea, Pediculidae. The transcript is spliced from 4 exons.